AUUACAGAUGAAUGAAGAUAUUAAUGAGUGGAUAGAUUCUGAUAUUCAACCUGAAACUGAUAUAUUGGAAAAUGUUAAGCCUGUAAAUGAAUGUGUUGAAAUUGACAACAGAUUAGAAAGAAGAAUCACUAAUAAAUUUGUAUAUUAA
Dentiscutata erythropus is the source of this 148-nucleotide messenger RNA. NCBI's taxonomy places the organism in Eukaryota, Fungi, Glomeromycota, Glomeromycetes, Diversisporales, Gigasporaceae. The record is from the annotation of a GenBank genome assembly.